Pantherophis guttatus is the source of this 4298-nucleotide messenger RNA. The record is from RefSeq and is a predicted model, not a curated record. NCBI's taxonomy places the organism in Eukaryota, Metazoa, Chordata, Lepidosauria, Squamata, Colubridae.
CCAAUACAUUAUUACAUCCUUUGAAACACAGAAGAUCCCACAUAGUUAUUUUAAAUAUGUCUCUUGAUGGCUGGCUCAGAACAUCUGUAAGCAAUGGAACAAACUUUAUGCAGAUAUCCAGCAUACGAGUUUCACAUCAUCCCCUUUGUGGUCAGAAUAUUUUCAGAUCUUGCAAUGAACUGCUGGUGUCUAUCCCAAGCUGAAUAUGCAAACAAGAUUUCACUGGUUAGGCGGAAUCAGCAUGGACUUACCAAGCGGGUUUUUCCAGACUAUGAGACUCAUCAAAAAGACAUUUUGCUUAUAAAUCAGAUGGUUGUUAAAGUUACUUGGACUGUGGACGAACUAAGUGCGAAGAGAUAUGCAGGAACAGGGGAACAAAAUUAGAAGGAAAACUCAGUAUGGUGCUACCGAGUCACCAAAGCCACAGGAUCACCAGGAGGGCCAGGAUCAAACCUACUUGGAUGAGAGGAUCGCUAUUCCAGAUGUUGGUGGGUACGGUUUCAGUUUCAGAAAGCUUUGGGCUUUCACCGGGCCAGGAUUCCUCAUGAGUAUUGCCUACCUGGAUCCAGGAAAUAUUGAGUCAGACUUACAAUGUGGUGCUGUCGCUGGCUUCCAACUGCUCUGGGUCCUGCUUUGGAGUACAAUUUUGGGCCUGCUCUGCCAAAGGCUGGCUAUCCGGCUUGGGGUAGUUACAGGGAAGGACUUAGGAGAGAUAUGUUAUCACUACUAUCCCAAGGUCCCACGUGUGCUGCUCUGGAUUAUGAUCGAAAUUGCUAUAAUUGGCUCUGAUAUGCAGGAAGUGAUUGGAACAGCAAUUGCUUUCAACCUCCUUUCAGCUGGACGUAUCCCUUUGUGGGGUGGAGUCUUGAUCACAAUUGUGGACACCUUCUUCUUCCUCUUCUUAGAUAAAUAUGGUCUCAGGAAGUUAGAAGCCUUUUUCGGCCUCCUCAUUGCUAUCAUGGCAGUAACGUUUGGCUAUGAGUACGUGGUUGUAAAACCUGAUCAAAAAGAGGUGCUGAAAGGGAUUUUUAUUCCUUACUGCAAGAACUGUGGACACGAGCAGCUUCUGCAGGCUGUGGGUUUGGUUGGAGCCAUCAUUAUGCCCCAUAACAUCUAUUUACAUUCUUCCCUUGUCAAGACCCGAGAAGUGGACCGCGCCAACCAGAAAGCGGUGAAAGAAGCCAAUAUGUACUUUCUGAUUGAAUCCACCAUUGCACUCUUUGUUUCCUUCCUCAUCAAUCUCUUUGUCAUGUCUGUGUUUGGCCAGGCUUUUUUUCAACGCAGCAACCAGGAAGUGCAUGAUGUCUGUGCCAAUCAGAGCUUAUUCUUGAAUCAGAGCAUUUUCCCCAACUUUCCUGAAAAUAAUGAGACUGUGACUGUGGAUAUUUUCCAAGGGGGAAUUAUCCUGGGAUGCUACUUUGGGUCCAUUGCUCUCUAUAUCUGGGCUGUUGGAAUUCUUGCAGCAGGUCAAAGUUCAACCAUGACAGGAACCUAUGCAGGACAGUUUGUUAUGGAGGGUUUCUUACAAAUGCGCUGGUCGCGCUUUGCCCGUGUGGUCUUCACUCGUUCCUUCGCCAUUCUUCCCACUGUCUUUGUCGCUGCCUUUAGGAACGUAGGAGACUUAACAGGCCUCAACGACCUUCUAAAUGUACUCCAGAGCAUCUUGCUACCUUUUGCGGUCAUACCUGUUCUCACCUUCACCAGCAUGGAACCUCUCAUGAAGGAUUUUGUCAACGGGAUCAUUGGAAAAUUUCUAAUGAUCCUGAUCACUGCAUUAAUCUGUGCAAUCAAUUUAUACUUCGUGGUGACAAGCAUCAUAAGCUUGAACCAUCUGGCCUACUACAUUGCCAUAUCAUUCGUGCUCAUCGCUUACGUGGCCUUCGUCUGCUACCUGAUUUGGACUUGUCUCAUUUCACAUGGAGCUGCCUUCCUAGCUCGUGGGCCCCAUACUCGGUUCAGUUAUGGAUUGCAGUGAUAGUACAUCCCACUCAUCACCACUGGAAGCUGAUGAAUCAUCACUGUUCCCCAACAAAACAGGAAGCAGCUGCUCUUGGGGAUCUGCCAGGAAGCAAAGGUGUCAGAAGCAGAGUUUCUGUUGGCAAAGGAUGGACUCCAGCAUCAGUAGUGAUCACUCAGCAGAAGCACAGUGUCUGCUUUGCAGGCCAAAAGUUCCAGAGACAAUUUCUGGCAUUCCUAAAGAACCUUCAGACUUGGAAUGGCUGUGGUGUAACUUCCAGAGAGGGUUCAAGACUUGAUGCACUCUUGUUUUUUAAUCCUGACGGCAUGUAGCAAGUUAGAAAAAAAAAAGUGUAAAGAAAAGUAUAAAGUAUUCUAGAUACUCAUGACCAAAUGUGCACACCUUCUACCAGCUUCAGACCCAGAUCGGCUUUGUGUGGAACAUCAAGGCAUCCACUUUACUAGUGGGUGGGGAGCAUUUCUUUUUUGGGGGGAGGUGGGUUUAGGAGCUUAAGGAAUGGGGAUAAAGAUAGGAAUGUUUGGUUCCACCAUUGGUGAGGCCACAAAGGAAUAAUGGAAGAAUCCCUUUGGUUCUACUUUUGCAUCAUUACUUUAGACUUUGUCCUUUGUCUUACUCUGGCCUGUGAGACUCUGUGAGAAAUCUCUCAAAGUAAUAUGCACCUAAUAUUUAUACUGAAGGAUCUGGCAGCUACUCCUUCUUUGCCCCCAUUUUAAUCUAAAAGCUACUAUCAGAGCCCAUAACUGACAAUUCCACAAGCCCACACUCUAGUUAAGGAUCCACUGUAGAUCAGUCAACUCACCUUACCUUCUCCAUGCUAUUGCUGCUUGACUUCUGCCCUCAGGAUGAAAGCAGUAAUGGGAAUGACAGCUGGAGUAAUGAAUCGUCUUGAUUAGAACAAGGGGGCCCAUUCAGGGGUGAAAUGCUCCCGGAUCGGAUCAGAUUGCCCGAUCCGGUAGCGAUCUUGGCCGAUGGUUCGGCGAUCUGGUAGUGAUGGCGGAGCAAAGCUCCGCCCACCCAUCCAGGUGUCAUUACUUCCUGGUUUGAACCAGGAAGUAAUGUGUUUUUUACCUUUUGCGCAUGUGCAGGUUUUGCACAUGCGCAGGUCUGCGUGCACAUGUGACACAUGCGGCGUGUGCACUUCCAAACCGGUAAGGAAGGUGAAUUCACGCAUUAUGCUAAGACAUGACUUAUUUAACUAUGGUUUAUUGACUAAUAUGACAUGGGUUUUUUGACAUAACAUGAUGUGGGAUUUACAAAUUGCAAAUGUUGAGCUUACAUACACAGUACACCAAGCCAAAGCAAAACAACUACUUUAUGAUUUAGUGUAAGGGACUGCAGAAGGUAUAGGAUUCUCAAAGCCUAUAUAACAAAUGCUAUUAACAUAAUUUGGAUUGCAAAGUUUCCUCCUCAUCUUAAACACCAAUUCUAGCAGUUCCUUUUCAGAUCAGUGUUUUAGUUUAAGUUCCUAUGCGGCCAUGGCACUACAACAUAGAGGUAGUCCUCAACUUACGAAUACAAUUGAGGCUGGAAUCUUAAGUCAUUGAGUAAAGUGGUUAAAGAUGCUAUGUAACCACUUUGCUCAACGUCCUGUAAUCCUGACUUGCCCAGUUGUGGUAGUUAAGCAACUGUGCAGGUUGUUAAGUAGAACACCAGGGAGAAGGCCCAGACCUCCAGUGCAUGGUGGGGCAGAGAAGAGGACCCAGGUCUCCCAUCACACCCAGGAAUGGGAGACGCCCAGACCCUCUCUCUGCCUCACCAAGGAGAACAAUUGCAAGAACAAUGGAGUUCUAGAGGGCAAAUCCCUUGUCACUUUGGAGGAAUGGACCUCAAGUCUGGCAGAAACUGGAAGGCUCAGAAUACUGGCACUUGUUUUCAUUCUCACCAAAUUUGAAGCUUGUUCCUCCAGCACAUGAAGAUUUCUCCUCCCUGCCUUGGGGGAAGGGAAAAUCCCUUAGCAUGCCAGGGGAAAGGACUUCAAAUCCAACAUCCUCUCUGCUUGCAACCUUCUCAGUUGCUUCCCCAUUGGCUUUCUGGAGAAGCCAACGAAGAAGAUUGUAAAUGGUGAUCAUAUGAUCACACUUAGUGACCAGUCAUAAAUUUGAAAAGUCAAGUGCCCGAAAUGUUAUCAUGUGACUUUGGAGAUACCAACACAAUGUUUUAUGAUGGCCGAAAGUACUUUAUAGGUGGUAAAGCAUUCUUUCCAAGACUAUCAUGACUGAAAACACUUAUUAAAUGAUCGGUUGUAAGUCUACCUGUAGAUGGAGUGACUCAGAAGGCAUAGAAAACUGAAAAUUAAAUAAGAAUUUCAUUUUUCGCAAAA